GCAACUUUUACUUGACUGUGGAUUCCGGGGGAAUGAAAUAAGCCCCACCUCUUUGCGUCAAUCCCUCGGCUGGUGCGAACGUUAUUUUGCAACUCUUCACGUUUCUGCAAAUCAACCCUCUGUUGCACCCACUCUACCCAUAGCUUCAUCUUGCCCCCGGACCGCCAAACGAAUAAGGCUUUCAAAACCACGGCAUUCUCAUCAAGCUAGCCCUGGAUCUGUGCCUGAAUUAUCUCAUCAAGAACAUGCUAAGCCAUUAGGUAGUUCGAAUUCAAGCCUUUUAGAUAAGCCAACUUUAAUUGACUCAAAUGUCGAUGUAGACGACCGAGAUGAUGGUGAAGAGGAUAGUGAAGAUGAUAUACCAUUCCCUUCUGUCCCUGGUCAGACAAUUGCUCCAGUAAUAUCUUCCACUUUGCCCAGUCUCCUUGGUACACAUCGGGCUCUCCUUUUUUUCCAGACGCGUAGCAUGCUUCAUCUUGUAGAAAUGAUGAUCAGGUUAGUCUGCAUUUAUUAG
Protopolystoma xenopodis is the source of this 514-nucleotide messenger RNA. The record is from the annotation of a GenBank genome assembly. NCBI's taxonomy places the organism in Eukaryota, Metazoa, Platyhelminthes, Monogenea, Polystomatidea, Polystomatidae.